UGUUGUUUACAUCUGCGCGUUCACUCGUCGCCAGGUGUGCUUUUAGCCGCCAGUUAGCUGAAGGUUAAAGAUGUAGCUGCUUUGCGGAUUGUUUUUCCACAGACACAGUCACAUCUCUGUGCAGUUAUUUAUCAGCGAGUUGUUCAGGUGUUUAAAUGUAAAUGUAAAGGGGGCAAAUAGCGGGGAUGAAAACCCCCUCAGUGGCGGUUCCGUUUCGGUUUUCAUUCCUUCCUCGGAUGCUCCUCCUGGCUUUGACUCUCUGCUGUCACCUGAUUACAAGAGGAAAUUUGUCACCGCGACGGAGUGAAUAAUAUCUUUUUUGUGCGGCUUGUAACAAACUGAACGAACACACACGAUUUUUUUUUUUAAGUGUCUGGAAAGAAAGCAACGUGGGAAAAGAGGAAGCGAAAAUUAGUCAUUCGUCAUUUAGCUGCAGUUGUGCCUCUCCCGAAGUGGAAAGAAUCGUUUAGCACAUUUGGUCAAAUAAGUCCAGCCCUCUAAGUCCAGCUGAUGAAGACGCCUGUUGGGAUUUUCGUUUAAAACUGUUUUAGUUUCCCUACAAGUCGUAAUGUCGGACACAGAGAGGUCUCUGCCGGUCCUCCGCAGGCUCAGCUAUGCGGUGGGACACUUUCUGAACGACCUGUGCGCCUCGAUGUGGUUCACAUACCUGCUGGUUUUCUACCACUCUGUGCUGGGUUUCCAGAACACAAAUGCAGGUGUGUUGCUGCUGGUUGGGCAGAUAGCUGAUGGUAUCUGCACUCCUCUCAUUGGGUACGAGUCUGACCGAACCCCUGGCUGUGGCAACUACGGCAAGAGGAAGACAUGGCAUUUAGUUGGUACGCUGAGCGUGAUGGUGUCCUUUGCCUUCAUCUUCAACCAGUGUCCGCACUGUGACUCCCUCACCCCACAGUGGGCCAGCUUGCUCUACUUUGUCCCGUUCAUCAUCGUCUUUCAGUUCGGCUGGGCCGCCACCCAGAUCUCCCACCUGUCUCUCAUUCCAGAGCUCGUCACCUGUGAGCACGCUAAAGUAGAGCUCACUGCGUACAGGUAUGCGUGCACAGUGAUAGCCAACAUCACGGUGUAUGCAGUGGCUUACCUGCUGUUCCACGUCCAGGCUGGAGAACACAAUGACCCGCUUAGCGAUGCACUUGGACCCGCAGAUAUUCACAUCUUCAGGAAUCUGGCGUUGAUUGUGCUGGGCAUCGGCGCUCUCUUCUCCCUCUUCUUCCACCUGGGAACUACUGAGUGGACACCUGGAACAGGAGGGGAGGCUGCAGAAGAGGAGGGGAGGAGGAGCCAGAGGAGCAUGGAGGAGGAAGAGGAGGACGGGGAGCGAAGGCCCCUGCUUUCUCGCCUUAAGACCUCGUCUCCUCUGCAGUGGAAAUGUUGGCUGCAGCAGCCUUCUUUUUACCAGGUGGCCUUACUCUACAUGUCCACCAGGUUAAUAGUCAAUCUGUCUCAGACCUACAUCGCUAUGUACCUCAUCAACACUCUGGGGCUGCCCAAGAAGUACAUCGCAACAAUCCCUUUAGUGAUGUUCGUUAGUGGCUUCCUGUCCUCCUUCAUCAUGAAGCCUCUCAGUAAACUCAUUGGAAAAUGUCUCACCUACUUUGUGGGCCUGCUGCUGAUCAUGGCCUUCUCCUACUGGGUGCUGUUGGAUGAUAGGAUGGAUCAGCGGGUGUACGGGGCUGCUGUGCUGCUGGGGGUGGGGUCAGCAACCAUCCUGGUCAUAUCGCUGGCCAUGACCGCCGAGCUCAUCGCCGAUCAGACGCAAAGUGGAGCGUUUGUGUAUGGAGCCAUGAGUUUCACGGAUAAGCUGGCUAAUGGAGGAGCUGUGAUGAUCAUUCAGGCCCUGCAUCCCUGCCAUACUGCCAUGUGCUGUCCCGCCUGUGUGUGGUUCUACCAUUACGUCAUGGUCAUAGUAACGGGAGGCGUGGCAGUCAUCGCAACUUUGGCGCUCUGCUCCAUCCUCAUCUGGCCAAUCAAGAUUAGACCACGUGGUCUGCCAGUCAUCUCUGAGGAUGAAGCCAGGAUCAACUAACAGCCCCGCCCCCCCUUCCCCCUCUUCACUACAACAGCAGUACAACACAAACUCUGAACUGGUUUCAGCUGGACAAGAAGAGCUUUCACUUUUGUUUUUUGUUUUUUGUAAGAUUCCUCCUUCGUUUUUCAGGGUAAAGCAGCAGGGGAAUUCCUACCUGGCUGCUCGCCUGGUGCUCUUAACCCAGCGCAUUCUGGUGGAGGAGUUAAAAGGGAAACCAAGAAGGGACUUUUUAUUUUAUGACAGUUUGAGCUAAAUGUUUUUGUUUUCUCGUCAUUUUCCCAAAAAAAGAUCUUUCCAUUCAUUGUGCCUGGGGAUUAUUAAAGUCAGGAUAUAUAGGUUAAUUAUUGUUGUUGUAAAGUCCUAACUGCAGCGCUUUAUGGAUGGAUUUUCACCCACUUUCAGAACUUAUCAGGGUCAAAGCCACAGCUGAAUGCACAGGUGACAGUGUUUGUAAAGAUGGCUGUUUAAAUUCUGAUGAAAAAUACAGAGCGUGAUGUCUCCUACCUCCUCGCUGUUUAGCUUAUGAGUUUAAGCUGCUGAUUUAACAAAACAGUAUUAACAGUUCAAACAACAGCACAGAUAAAGGACCCUUUAGAUCAUAAAUUUUAAAGUUUAGGAGUGUACAGCAAAGAUUCAAGGAUUAAGGCUAAAAUAAAUCUUACUAAAACAGUGUCCAUGAGCAAUAAACAAAAAUAGCAUUAUUAUUAUUAGUAGCGAUCAAGAUGCUGUAAAGGACAGAUUCUUCACAUAAUUAAUGAAGGGAAAAACAGAUUCUAUUGUAUUUUUGAAGUGAUCCAUUUGAAGAGAACUAUUUUGACUUCUGAUCAUUUUAACUUGUGCAGAAGCAUCUUGGCGUCAAUUCGUGCCACCCCAUGAUAAUUACGUGUCUGAUCACCUCUUCUCAUUGCCUUUGUAUGAAAUUGCGCAGCCUAAAAAAGUCACCUUGUAUUCAAUGACGAGUAUUAGGGCCACAUGAAAGGAAAUAAAUUAAAGAUUUUUUCAUUUAUUUUGCAUUUUGAGAAUAAAGCAUAAAACAUUUUCGACUUCAUCCUGUCAUUUCGAUGUUGUUCUCGACAUUUUGACUUUUUUUUUUUUAAAUGUUAUUCAAACUUUGUUCUUGUAGUUCUGACUUUAUUCUUGACACUUCGAUUUUAUUCUCAAAAUUUUCUAAAUGAAACGCAAACUGAAUUCUUAUUAUUUCGACUUUAUUUUCGAAAAGAGACUCAAAUUUUAUUCUUAACAUUUUCCCUUUAUUCUCAAAAUGAAACUUGAACUUUAUUCUCGUUAUUUCGACUUUAUUCUCUACAUUUCAACUUUUUUUCAAAAUGAUACUCAAACUUAAUUCUUGACAUUUCGACUUUAUUCUCAAAAUUAUAAUCAAACUUUAUUCUCAUUAUUUUGACUUUAUUCUCAAAAAGGUAAUCAAACUGAAUUCUUAUUAUUUCGACUUUAUUUUCGAAAAGAUACUCAAAUUUUAUUCUUAACAUUUCGACUUUAAUCUCAAAAUGAUCAUCAAACUUUAUUCUCGUUAUUUCGACUUUAUUCUCAAAAUGAUAAUCAAACUUUAUUCUCGUUAUUUUGACUUUAUUCUCUACAUUUCAACUUUUUUUCGAAAUGAUACUCAAACUUAAUUCUUGACAUUUUGACUUAAUUCUCAAAAAGGUACUCGAUCUUUGUUUUCGUCAUUUCAACUUUUUUUUCGAAAUAGAAUACUUUAUUCUCAACAUUUAGACUUUAUUCUCAACAUUUAGACUUUAUUCUCUAAAUGCAAAAUAAACAAAAAAAUCUUCAUCCUCAAUUUCCCCCCGUUAACGUGGCCCUAAUACUCGUACAUAAAUACAUCGUAGCAUUCUGUCUGAACACCGUAAUGAAAAUACAGGAAAAAUGAUUCUAAUUUAAAUCAACCAUGAUAAGGAGGAGGUUGGAGUUGGCGAGGGAGCUGUACAUUACUAAUGAGCUGGUGAUUGUGAUUGUGAAUGAAGCAGCUGAUGCCAUUACAGUCUAUUUGGCUUUGGCGCCAUGUAUGAUUGGUCAAUCCAUUGCUAAAAUUGGGACACAUUCACACAAAUCUUAAUAUCUGGUGUAUUUUACACAUUUUCAGUACUAGAAUCCUUAUUUUAUUUCCACCGAACCCGACCAAGACACGAUAGCUUCACGUUCUGGGGUUUGAAGAAUAAUAGACCAUCACACUACAGAGCUGUGAACUUUAGAUUCUUUAGGUAUGAUCUGAUUUUGUUUGAUUUUUACACUGGUAUGCCUUUAACUGGAAAAUGGAAAAUGAUGAGAAAACAGGGUUCAGGUCACAGUAGUCUAAACUUUUUGUCAUUGCAUGUGUGCUAUUCUAGGCAAUGCAGAACAUGAGGGGAAAUAGUGGGAACAGACUGACAUGUAGAGUUCCCGGUAAAGGGAAAUGUUUGGUGCCAAAUAAGAUGAUGAAGGGAACCAGAUACAGUGUGUGGUGCAUUCAAGUGCUCAGACACGCCAAAGAAGAAGCACGGACCAUUUAUAUCUGCUGUCCUGUCAGUACUUAGUUAUGCUGAUGUGACACGCUGAUAAAUUCCAGAAAUCUUUCCUGGGUUUCAAAGUGUAGUGCUUCAUUUAAUGGUCAUUCCACUACAUUUUCAUCUCUACUGAAUGACACACUACAUUUACAGACUGUCGAUAUACACAUGAAAACUGCCUCUGAAAUCCAAACUGCAAAGAAAAAUUAAGGAAAAUCAAGCUGCGACGCACAGACGGCACCUAAAAAAGAACUUACCUUGAAUGUUACGGCAAGAGCAAACACAACCUGUGAAAUCAGAGAAGCUUUACAGCGUUCACUCUGCUGCUGAGGUCAAUUUAAAACCUUGGCGUGAGGGAAACUGGGAUAACUUUGUUGUGUUUGUGCCUCAUUGUUGUGGAUCAUUUAAAUUGAACACUCUUAUUUUGUUUUUUUCACUCAUGGAACAAUAAUUAUUACGAGAGAUUUUCUGUUUUAAUCAUCUGUCAUUGUACAUAGUUUUACCUCUUUGUAAUCACAGACCAAAUAGAAUAGAAAAAAAAUAUUUUUACAAUCAAAAUAAACUUGAAAAGCAGAAUUGUAUUUCAUAUGAAAUGACUUGCAAAGGGAUCAGUGCUGUAAAAUGUGUGUACUUAUAAUGUGUGAAUACCAAUAAAAGGGAAUCAUACUGGUAAACCGUCAA
Molecule: messenger RNA, 5226 nt
Organism: Micropterus salmoides (largemouth bass)
Lineage: Eukaryota; Metazoa; Chordata; Actinopteri; Centrarchiformes; Centrarchidae
Product: major facilitator superfamily domain-containing protein 12-like
Exons: 11
Coding region: 569-2041 (490 amino acids)
Biological process (GO): carbohydrate transport
Cellular component (GO): membrane
Molecular function (GO): symporter activity
Source: RefSeq, a predicted model, not a curated record